AGAGAUAAAGUUGCUUGCAGCUGGAGUUUGAGUCUACAGGAGCAACCGUUGCUGCUUUUCCUGAGCUCACAGUCAGUUUAUGGGGACCGGCUGGGAAAAAUAAGGAUUUAAUCAGUGGAAGAGUUUGUUACAGAAGGAAUAAAGAGGACAAGGGCGGAAAAGUGGAUCAUGAGAGUGGAUGCCCUCUUUCCUGGGGUCAAAUUUCACAAAAUGAGAAACUACUGCACUACUGCAGGGCACAAGCAACAGAGCAAGAAUGCCGUCUGCUAGCACAAUGACUGGCGGGAGAGCGCUACUGCUCUGCACGAACACAGAGGACUGCAUCUACCAAUCAGCUAAAGGGCUCCACUGCUGCGGGUUGAAGCUCAACCAGGCCCAAUCUGUGGUGCUUCAGCGGCCAGACCUGUGUGGGGUCGGGGACAGUCUCAAGUCUUUGAGAAACCUCAACCAAAGCCCAGGAGACACCAUCAUGCUCGCUCAAAAGGGGCCCUCCAAUCCUCGACCCAUUGAGAAUGGUCUGAGCAGUUGUAACAAGUCCCCACGGACUCCCUCAGGUCUCAAAAGUACAGCUAGCAUUCGGGACAAGAUCUCCCAAUGGGAAGGUAAAACAGAGACCACCGGGGUAACCCCCCAAACCCUGGUACUAAAUGAGACUGAAGGUGUGAAAAAAGUCCAGAAUGAAGUACAAAGGAAAGACAGCAAGAGAGUUUUUACCUGGGAGAGACAGAACUCUGGAAAAGAGAAUGGAAGCAAGUUUGAAGAAUCUCAGCACAUUUCUGAGGGACCGAUGAAGGACAAAGAAUGGAUAUUGGACAAAGCCCUAUUGGGGAAAACAACAGAAACCAGUCAGGAUAAAAAGUUGGUACUGACACACAUUAAAAAACUUGAGCAAGCCAUGAAGGAGACUUCUUUCAAGUCGUCCUUGGCUAUGCCAGGCAGUUAUUUCUGCCCUGCUUCCAAGGAGGAACAGGAGGAGAUGGAAAAGAGGGGGGUUGAACCAAUCUUCGGUAUUCUGGACAUGGUAAGCAGCCGACCUGGCAGCCGUCGAGGUUGUGAUCCUGAGAAUGUCUACAGUGAACCUGGAGCACCUUCUAUUAACCCUUUACCCAAACCCCAAAGAACCUUUCAACACCCCACAGCCAUCCAAAGUUCCAUCAAGGGUCGGCGGAAUCUACCCCCUUUACCUUCCAUACCUCCCCCACCCCUUCCAUCCUGCCCCCCACCUCCAGGGGUUUGUAGAAGACCAUCAGGACGAACUCGAGACAGUAACAACAGGAAAUCUUAUGAGUUUGAGGACCUUCUACAGUCAGCAGCGGAGAGUUGUCGAGCGGAUUUGUACGAGCUUUCUAAGCUAGGACUCACUCGCACUUUAUCUGAAGAAAAUGUCUAUGAGGAUAUUCUAGAUCCUCCAUCAAAGGAGAACCCAUAUGAAGAUAUAGAGUUAGAAAGUCACUGUCUUGGGAGCAAGUAUCCUGUUCCCUCGUCUCCUUCCUCGCCUAUUCCUUCCAAGCUCUCUUCUAAGGCUGGCUUCUUCAGGCAGAACACAGAGCGAUGUAGUUUCAAGCUGCUGGAUCUGCGCAAGACCGGCAGAGAUGGCGGCAUCGCAUCCCCACCACGAGUCAGUCCUCCAUCAACCCCCAGCAGCCCCGAUGACACCCCGUGCCUGUCUGGUGACCCCUACAACAGGAGACGCAGAAAAAUUCCAAAGAUGGUACAGAAAAUCAACGGCAUCUUUGAGGCCCGUCGUGGGAAAAAGAAAAUGAAAAGGGUCUCACAGUCAACCGAGUCCAGUUCAGGAAGAGUGACAGAUGAAAACAGCGAGUCCGAAAGUGACACGGAGGAGAAACUGAAAGCUCACAGUCAGCGAUUAGUGUCGGUUCAGUCUAUGUUGAGGCAAACGGGUCGCUAUCGCACUCUGGAGCGGGACUUGAUGGAUCUUCAGGAGAGGAAGUUGUUUGAGUACUUCCUUGUUGUGGCCCUUCAUAAGACCAAAGCAGGUGUGCCGUAUUUACCAGAAGUCACACAACAGUUCCCCCUCAAGUUGGAGCGCAGCUUUAAGUUUAUGCGCGAGGCUGAAGACCAGCUGAAAGUCAUUCCGCAGUUCUGUUUUCCUGACUCAAAAGAUUGGGCACCUGUCGACAAUUUCCCCAGUGAGACCUUCUCGUUCGUCUUAACUGGAGAAGAUGGGAGUCGGAGAUUUGGCUACUGUCGACGUUUACUGCCCAGUGGUAAAGGAAGGCGUCUACCUGAAGUCUACUGUAUUGUGAGCAGAUUGGGCUGUUUUGACCUGUUUUCUAAGAUACUGGAUGAGGUGGAGAAGAGACGAGCCAUUUCUCCAGCGCUGGUCCAGCCGUUCAUGAGAGGGAUCAUGGAAGCCCCGUUUCCAGCACCGGGCCGAACCAUCAGCAUAAAGAACUUCCUGCCGGGCUCAGGAACAGAAGUGAUUGAAUUAUGUCGCCCUUCAGAUUCCCGUUUGGAACACGUGGAUUUUGAGUGUUUAUUUUCUUCUCUGAGUUUGCGGUUACUUCUGCGAGUGUUUGCUUCUCUUCUGUUGGAGCGGAGGGUGAUCUUCACCGCUGACAAACUCAGUACACUCUCUAAGUGUUGUCAUGCCAUGGUGGCAUUGCUCUACCCGUUCACCUGGCAACACACAUACAUCCCAGUUCUUCCACCUCCCAUGAUGGACAUUGUGUGUACUCCAACACCCUUCAUUGUUGGGCUGCUGUCCAGCUCUCUGGCCCGUUUAAAAGAGCUCCCGCUAGAGGAGGUCCUGGUGGUUGACCUUGGCAACAGUCGUUUCCUGCGACAGAUGGAUGAUGAGGACUCUAUUCUGCCUCAUAAACUCCAGGCUGCUCUGGAACAUGUUCUAGAGAGGAGAAAAGAACUGGUCCAUGAUGUCGCAGAUAAUCAAAGUGAACCCGGUUCUCUCAGCACUGUGGUGUCCGAGGCGUUCGUGCGAUUCUUUGUGGAAAUCGUAGGUCAUUAUGCACUCUUUAUGGGCGGCAGCGACCGUGACGAAGAAUCCUCAGCUUCAUCUUCCUCCUCUCCAACUCCAUCAUCAUUCCAGCGUGAGGCGUUCCGUAAGGCGGUGACCUCCAAAAGCCUGCGGAGAUUCCUGGAGGUCUUCAUGGAGACGCAGAUGUUUUCCGGAUUUCUGCAGGAGAGAGAGUUCCGGCGGCAGGGCCUGAAAGGUUUAUUUGAAGUGAGAGCUCAGGACUACCUUGAUUCUCUGCCAGGCAGUGAGAACAGAGGCGUCAACAAGUUCCUCAAAGGUUUAGGUAACAAAAUGAAGUUUCUCUCCAAAAAGUGAAAAGGGCCCGCUAUCCAUGUAGCUUGCACUCACCAGAGCGACUGACCCAAAACAACCCUACAGGACGGGCUACCAAGGACAAAUAGCAAUGCCGCAGUGUAAAAACACUGAUCAAACAUUACAAAAACUAUCUGUCCAUUUUAAAUACCCAAACCACAUCAUCCCUAAGAGGACAUUUGGGUGAUUAAUGGGUACCCAUUUCUGUGUAUGCACAAUACAAUUAUACAUGCAUUAAAGUGGUUGUUCACCCUCUCCCAAAAUAAAAUGGAUGAAACUUUCCCUUUAACUCAUAUAAUCUCUUUAAGGGUUCCCAAAGUCUAUAUGAAACCCAUAAAAGAAGUGUUCAGGCGCAGCUGUGGGUCCAACGGUACAUUUUCUGUGUAUAGGUCUCUCUUUUUUCCCCACAAAUUGUUUUUUUAAGAGAUAGAGUACAACUUCUUCUGAAACAGGAGGCUAUAAAUUAAUUUAUAUUCUUUCUAGAAUUAAUAAUACCUUUAUGAUUUCCUUUGUAAAACUUUAGACUUUUCCAUUAAAAGUAAAUCAAAGCAAAAUAAUAAUAAUAAUAAACAUGUUUUUAGUUUGUUAUAGACUAUUUAUCGUAUUAUGUUACAGACUUGAGACCGUUGACCACUUUGGGUUUCAGAGAAACACGCCACUGUGAUUGAAAAAUUACGUUUUGCUCUGGGUUAGAAACGGGGAACAUCUGGAAUCUUGGAACUUCGGGUUCGGAACUGUUCUAGAAUGAAAUUAAAAUGUUACAAUCGACCAAAACCAGGACAGAGAUGUUGGAGAUCGGAGAUGUUCUUUUAAGUACAUUUCAGGAACACCACUAAGAUUGACUUUGUUGUUGUUGUUUUUUCAAGUGUGCUUAAAAAAAGUUUUCAAUAAGAUUGUAUCUGGCUGUUGACUGUUUAAUAAACAACAGAAAUUGUUUUAAUCACAGAUAUGAUGUAAGGAAGAUUUUAGAAUUAUUAUUUUUUUUAAUUCAUUUUCAAAUGUUUACUGAUUGGUGUAAAAUGUAUGCCUUAGGUUAUAGAAACUAAGGCCCAACUCUACGGUACCAGUGGCGUUAAGUGAUGUUUUUUCUGCAUCAAAGACAUUUGUCAUUAUAACUCUGUGUAUCAAAUAUGAUACAAAAUUUUUGACGGCUUCAAUAUAAUUUUCAAUAUAAUCAUUACUGUCACUUUUACUUCAUUAAAAUAAGCUGUCAUUUAUCCCAACAUAAGAGUCACUUUUCGCAUAAGCCAUUUUAAAUAGAUCGAUAUAAACAUUGAAACCACUUUUUCACAAAUAACCACUAGAUGGCACCAUAAACAUGUGAAACUUACACACCAUAGAUUAUUUGGAUCGUCAAAUUCUAAAUUAUUAUGAUGUCAUCUCACCAUAAAUUCAUGAGACCCAGUGAAAAAACUUUUCAAUUUCCCUUUUUUAAAUGUC
This is a messenger RNA of Xyrauchen texanus (razorback sucker), 4747 nucleotides long. Its product is annotated as DENN domain-containing protein 2A. Gene Ontology annotation, biological process: retrograde transport, endosome to Golgi. The record is from RefSeq and is a predicted model, not a curated record. The coding region runs from base 257 to 3310 and encodes 1017 amino acids. Gene Ontology annotation, cellular component: actin cytoskeleton. NCBI's taxonomy places the organism in Eukaryota, Metazoa, Chordata, Actinopteri, Cypriniformes, Catostomidae. The transcript is spliced from 20 exons.